AUGACCAAUAAUCGGCAAGAUAUUCACCCUCAAGGCAUGAACAGUGGCAUCAUGAGAGGUGUUGGCUUUAGACCUGGUUCUGAUAAAGGUUCUACUGCAGGAAUCUAUGCUCGUCGGCCCAAUCUUUCCCAAUCCACCUUGGAUGACGAUGAUCUUCGCUGGGAUCAGUUAGGCGAUCACAAUCAAUUCCUCUGCACCCGAGUGCAGCAUUUUUCAAAGCAAUGCUUUCGUGACAAUGUGGAUGUCAUCAAAUCUUUCGGAAUCCCAAGCUGGUCCAACACUGAGUGGAACGAUUUUGAACAAGAAUGCAACGGCAUUUUCUCUAGUGCGGUCGUGACUCAUGCCGACUUUUCGAAUGAUGCACAUAAGGAUAAGGACUCAAACCCAUGGACCUACGGGCUAUUCAGCUACAUCAAUCGAUCAACGGGUUUUCCUGUUGUACCUCAAUCUUUGGUUUCGGGACAUGGAUUUCGGUUUCCGGACUUCAACUGCGAAAUUGACUUUGGCACUGCUCCAGGCAUCAUUGAGAUGAUAUGGGCAAAAGUUGGUGGACAGAGCUAA
Puccinia graminis f. sp. tritici CRL 75-36-700-3 is the source of this 561-nucleotide messenger RNA. RefSeq lists its product as uncharacterized. Bases 1 to 561 code for a protein of 186 amino acids. The record is from RefSeq and is a predicted model, not a curated record. The transcript has 3 exons. Lineage: Eukaryota; Fungi; Basidiomycota; Pucciniomycetes; Pucciniales; Pucciniaceae.